CGAACUGUACCCUAAUGACUAUUAUCUCACUUAGGCCUUCGCACAUUGACUAUUUUGAGCAGUUGAAAUAGGCAAAGAUUGAAGCUUUAUCCAGUCGUUUCCAUGGCGAUGGAAGGAAGGCGGCAAAGGAGAUUUGGGCGGGGACAAAAACGAAACUUACUUCCCAUUCGCUAUACCAAUCUAUCCAACACCAUUUCCUGUUGGUACUGCGAUUUCAAGAUAUCACUACUGAAUCAACCUUUAUACAAUUUAGGGCAACGAUAUCCUAGAUUUCUCAAAGCUUGGUUCUCUGUUGGCGUUGGUUUCAGUCUAACCUGUGUAAUUGCAGUUACUAUGAUUCUUUUUCUAUGGGAAUAUCUCAAUUUUGUUCAUAUACUUGAUGAGAAUGGAAAUCCGAGCAAUUCUUUGUUUGGCAUCUCUCCGGUUUGGCGAAUCAGUAUUAAUGACUUUGGACAUGUGUGUUUGUCUACAAUCAUAUCUGUUUCAGCUCAUGAAUUUGGACAUGCUCUUGCGGCAGCAAGUGAGGGUAUAAAGAUGGAAUAUGUUGCAGUGUUUAUAGCAUUUCUAUGUCCUGGAGCUUUGGUGUCUUUCAAUUAUGAUGUGCUUGAAACAAUUCCACGGUUAACUGCUCUUCGCAUUUAUUGUGCUGGAAUCUGGCAUAAUGCAGUUUGUUGCCUCGUUUGUGGAUUGGCUUUACUCCUGCUACCCAUUCUUCUUCAUCCACUCUUCAUAUACGGUGAUGCCCCAAUGGUUUUAGAUGUGUCUCCUUCAUCCCAUUUUUCUGGAAUUUUGUAUCCGGGCGAUUUGAUUACUUCAUUGGAUGGUAUACGCAUCCAUACCGCUCAAGAAUGGAGUUCGGUUGCUGCAAAGUUACAUGAUCAAACUUUUCAAAGCUUCAAUGAAUCUCAUAAUUCUCAAUUUAUGAUUGCAAAUGGAAAUAAUAAGGGAUACUGCGUUUCCCGAUCUAUGAUACGACUAGAAGAAGAAAUCAAGGAUGUUCAAGUUUCUGCUGACCAAUUUACAUGUCCUCCCGACUUUGCAGCCUUCACUAAUAUUCCUUGUUUGACUGACAUCACUGAAGAGGAGGAUAACCGACAAAGAAAAAGAUCAUUGAUUUGCUUGGUGGCCGCUGAAGUUAUCAAUCUUAAGAAAUGUGGCGACGGUCGGAUGCAGCUGCCCUUUAGAAAUACAAGCCAUUGCCCAUGCUUAGAGGAAGAAUCUUGCUUGACUCCGGUCCAGAUUCCCGGGGUUUCAUGGAUCGAGGUCACAUAUUCGAGUCCUUAUCUGCCCGGAUGUUGGAAUUUGGAAAUGGGCAGCAGUUGUAAGGGGAGCUUUAUUGUCACUGGGGAUUUGAUCUCCAUUACCCCGUCGAUUAAACUAACUUCAUAUCAACCCCGUUUUCUGUUUUUCAAGUGGGCAAAUCGUUUACCAAAUUUUCUCGAAAAGUUUUUGUUAUGCACGUGUUAUGUCUCUGUUGCGCUAGCUCUUCUUAAUAGCCUCCCGGUAUAUUUUCUCGAUGGGGAAUACAUUCUCGAAUCGUCCAUAUGUUGCUUGAAUCGGCUUAGCCCGAGGAUGAGGCUCGGACUUCUUAGUUCGUGUUUGAUUGGUGGGACUGUUGCCUCCAUUGCGAUGCUAACAAAAUUAUUCUUUUAUGCGAUCUUGUAAGAGCACGAUGUGAGAACAAUCCCGAAAUUUUGUUUUCAAUGUGUUUAAAUACUUCCAAAGCAAUUUUAAAAAUGGAAUGGA
Molecule: messenger RNA, 1746 nt
Organism: Impatiens glandulifera
Lineage: Eukaryota; Viridiplantae; Streptophyta; Magnoliopsida; Ericales; Balsaminaceae
Product: membrane-bound transcription factor site-2 protease homolog
Exons: 9
Coding region: 103-1665 (520 amino acids)
Biological process (GO): membrane protein intracellular domain proteolysis; regulation of response to endoplasmic reticulum stress
Cellular component (GO): membrane; cytoplasm
Molecular function (GO): metalloendopeptidase activity
Source: RefSeq, a predicted model, not a curated record